GCCAUUUAAUUUCUUUUUCAUUCAAAGAAAUCAUCAUAAUGACAGAUUUACAUUAAUUCACACACACUCAUACACUUCACAGAUACAGGUUUUAUGGAGUUUUCAGGAGUACAAUCAUGAUAAGUUUUGUUGUUUGAGCUGUGUGUACACCAAACCAUCCUUUCUCUUCAUUUACACCCCUCCAUAUACUGUCUUUUUCAUAUUAACUUUCUUUCUUCUAUCCUAUAAUUGAAACCCCUUAUUCUUGGCCCUGAUUUCUCUUUUGUGUCUUUUUUGCUAUUAAAUGUUACUAUUCUUGUUCUAGCUAAAGAGAGAAGAUUAAAAUUAUUUUUUAAAUUUUUUUAUACAUUUGUUUCUUAAGCUUUCUUGCUUUUUGGGGAUGCAUUGAGUUCAUGAAAAUAUGGUUAGGUUGAGAAAUAAUCUGUUUUCAAGGCUAGUAGUUUUUCAUAUAUUUGUUGUUCUUUUCUGCAAAAGUGGUAUAUUUGUUUGGGGUUUAAAUUACACAAAAUAUAGACAAGUAGGAGAUUUGAGACUUGCAAGAAUUCAAAAGCAUUUGGAUACACUUAACAAGCCUCCUGUUUUCUCCAUUGAGAGCCCAGAUGGAGAUAUCAUUGAUUGUGUCCACAAAAGAAAGCAACCAGCUUUAGAUCACCCUCUUCUCAAAAAUCACAAAAUCCAGAGAGUACCACCAGCAAUGCCAAAGAUGAAAUCAAUGGGGGAAAAAGAGGAAGAAAGUAUUAGUGAGAAAUCUGCAAAUAUUAGUAAUAAUGAAAGGUACAUAAGAAAAGGGGCAUGGCAAAUGUGGCAUAAGAACGGUGAACGAUGUCCCAAAGGGACUGUUCCAGUACGGCGUAGCACAAUGCACGACGUCCUUAGAGCAGAUUCGCUCUAUGACUUUGGCAAGAAACGACGUCGUAAUGUGCCCCUUGCUCGACGAGCUGAUGCACCGGAUGUUGUUAGUGGCAAUGGUCAUGAGCAUGCGAUAGCAUAUACGGGGUCGUCAAGUGAGAUAUACGGGGCAAAAGCGACAAUAAACGUGUGGGACCCAAAAAUUGAAGUGAUAAAUGAAUUCAGUCUUUCCCAGAUUUGGGUUCUUUCCGGGUCUUUCGAUGGCUCUGAUCUCAAUAGCAUCGAAGCUGGUUGGCAGGUCAGUCCGGAGCUUUAUGGUGACAGUCGACCCCGAUUAUUCACUUACUGGACGAGUGAUGCAUAUCAAGCAACGGGAUGUUAUAACUUGUUAUGCUCAGGGUUCGUGCAAACAAAUAGUCGUAUCGCUAUUGGAGCUGCGAUCUCCCCGUUAUCUGAAUUUCAAGGAAGUCAGUUCGACGUUACAAUAGUCAUUUGGAAGGACCCGAAACUUGGUAACUGGUGGAUGGGUUUCGGCGAGAACACCCUAGUGGGUUAUUGGCCAGCGGAGCUAUUCACACACCUAGCUGACCGAGCAACAAUGGUCGAAUGGGGUGGUGAGAUCGUAAAUUCACGGGCCAACGGUGAACACACGUCAACAGCGAUGGGUUCGGGCCAUUUUGCGGAAGAUGGGUUUGGAAAAGCAAGUUAUUUUCGAAACCUUGAGAUUGUGGAUUCGGAUAACAGUUUGGUAUCGGCCCAUGACAUAUCCACGCUGGCAGAAAACACCAAUUGCUAUAACAUUAAAAGCUCUAGCAACAACCAAUGGGGCACAUACUUUUACUAUGGUGGGCCAGGCCGAAAUCCACAAUGUCAAUGACUGUGACAAUAUCUUCAAUUUUAUUAUAAAAAAAAAAAAAAAAGGAAAAAUCCAAAAGUAUUCAAAUUUAAUUGUUUUCUAAGAGUAAAGUUAUGUUUUCCUACCAAUUAUUUUAGAAUUCAUUUAACUGAAAUUUAGUUAUAUUGUGAAAAUAAUUGGUAGAAAAAUAUAACAUUAUUCUGGUUUAAAAUCUCUGGAUGUGAAAAUGUAUGUUAUUUUCUAGUAAUUUUGUUAGUUCUUUCCAAAAAUAGUGAAAGGAAUUGUAUGUAAUGAAUAAGAAAGAUAAUGUAGCAUGAAACAGGUGGGUUAUGGAAGUGGCCAUUUUCUGGGUUAUUGUUAUACUUUCAAUAGCAUUGCGUAGCAACAAAAUUAUAAUAAUGUAAUAACGUUUACAAAAGAAUGAUUUCAAUAUGAUGUAAA
Messenger RNA from Erigeron canadensis, 2146 nucleotides. RefSeq lists its product as uncharacterized. NCBI's taxonomy places the organism in Eukaryota, Viridiplantae, Streptophyta, Magnoliopsida, Asterales, Asteraceae. The transcript has 7 exons. Bases 401 to 1726 code for a protein of 441 amino acids. The record is from RefSeq and is a predicted model, not a curated record.